Messenger RNA from Neomonachus schauinslandi (Hawaiian monk seal), 1723 nucleotides. RefSeq names its product doublesex and mab-3 related transcription factor 2 (gene DMRT2). Gene Ontology annotation, biological process: regulation of transcription by RNA polymerase II; sex differentiation. Lineage: Eukaryota; Metazoa; Chordata; Mammalia; Carnivora; Phocidae. Gene Ontology annotation, molecular function: DNA-binding transcription factor activity, RNA polymerase II-specific; RNA polymerase II cis-regulatory region sequence-specific DNA binding. Gene Ontology annotation, cellular component: nucleus. The record is from RefSeq and is a predicted model, not a curated record.
AUGGCAGGCCGGCCGGCAGCGGGCCCGGCAGCCGGAGACUGGGAGAUCGACGUGGAGAGCCUGGAGCUGGAGGAGGACGGCCGCGGGCCGCCGCCGCCUACGCCGCCCGGGCCCAGCCCGCCGUCGGCCGACGGGGACGGCGAGGACGACGAGGACGAGGACGAGGACGACGACGCGGAGGACGAGGGCGACGGCCUGGACGCGGGCGCGUCCCCGGGGGUGCCGGGCCGGCCGGAGCAGCAGCGGGGACCACCGCCGGGGCCAACCCCCGCGCCGCAGGCUUCGCCGCCGCAGGCCGGGCCCCCGGAGCGCGGCGCGAACGCGGGCGGCGGCGCGGAGCCGCGCAAGCUCAGCCGCACGCCCAAGUGCGCGCGCUGCCGCAACCACGGCGUGGUGUCCUGCCUCAAGGGCCACAAGCGCUUCUGCCGCUGGCGCGACUGCCAGUGCGCCAACUGCCUGCUGGUGGUGGAGCGCCAGCGCGUCAUGGCCGCCCAGGUGGCGCUCCGGAGGCAGCAGGCCACCGAGGACAAGAAGGGGCUUUCCGGGAAGCAGAAUAAUUUCGAGCGCAAAGCUGUGUAUCAGAGGCAAGUCAGGGCACCCAGUUUGCUGGCCAAAAGCAUUUUAGAAGGCUACCGCCCCAUUCCAGCCGAGACUUACGUGGGAGGGAGCUUACCCCUACCUCCCCCGGUAAGUGACCGGAUGCGGAAAAGGCGGGCCUUUGCUGAUAAAGAGUUGGAGAACAUUAUGCUGGAGAGAGAAUAUAAAGAGAGGGAGAUGUUGGAAGCGUCCCAAGCUGCUGCCUUGUUCCUGCCCAACCGCAUGGUGCACGGACCUGAAUAUAACUCCUACAAAAGCACCUAUAGCCCCACCCCAGUGGAACCACCAAACAAAGACUUCUGCAAUUUUCUGCCCACCUGCCUUGACCUAACCAUGCAGUAUUCAGGGACUGGGAAUAUGGAACUCAUUUCUUCCAAUGUCAGUGUGGCCACGACUUACAGACAGUAUCCCUUGUCCUCGAGAUUUUUAGUUUGGCCCAAGUGUGGCCCCAUCAGCGACACUCUUCUCUAUCAGCAAUGCCUGCUGAACACCACCACUUCGGUUCAAGCCCUGAAGCCUGGGGCCAGCUGGGAUUUGAAGGGGGUGCGAGUCCAGGAUGGACUUGUGGCAGAACACGACGUGAUGCCCCCCAAACUAGAAGGCUCGCUGCUUCUGCCUCACGCUCCGGAGGUCCAGACCGCGAGAGGUGACCUUCAGGGUCACCAGGCUGUCCCCGAGAGGUCUGCAUUCUCCCCACCCAGACGGAAUUUCUCUCCCAUUGUUGACUCGGACUCCCUGGCAGCUCAAGGGCACAUCUUAUCCAAGAUCAGCAAAGAAAGCACCAGGCACCCUCUGCCACUUAAACAUAAUCCAUUCCACUCAUUAUUCCAGCAAACUCUGAAUGACAAAUCAGGUCCUGAGUUGAAAACACCAUUUGUCAAAGAGGCCUUUGAAGAGGGCCCUAAGAAAUACAGAGAGUGUUUAGUCAAGGAGAACCAGAAGUACACAUUUACAAUAGACAGAUAUGCCAAAGACCUUUUCGUAGCCAAACAAGUUGGAACAAAACUCUCUGUGAAUGAACCGCUGUCAUUUUCUGUUGAGUCUAUUCUUAAGAGGCCUUCAUCUGCCAUCACUCACGUCUCUCAGUGAAAGGCUGCUUACACAGAAAGCUGGAUUUUCUGCCAUC